AUGGGCGAUCAGCAGCUGUACAAGACCAACCACGUGGCCCACAGCAGUGACAGCCUCUUCUACCAACAGCCCCCGCUCGGCGUCCACAGUGGCCUGAACCACAACUAUGGGAAUACAGUCACAGGGGGUGGGAUGGAUGCCCCCCAGGCCUCGCCCAUAUCCCCUCACUUCCCUCAAGACACUCGAGACAGCCUGGGCUUAUCUGUUGGUUCCAAAAACCUUGGCCAAGUGGAUACCUCAAGGCAGGGAGGGUGGGGAGGUCAUUCGGGGCCUGGAAACCACGUCCAGCUACGUGGCAACCUGGCCAACUCCAAUAUGAUGUGGGGGGCACCGACCCAGGCUGAGCCUGCCGAUGGCUACCAGUACACCUACUCUCAGGCCAGCGAGAUCCGGACCCAGAAGCUCACCAGUGGCGUCCUGCACAAGCUGGACUCUUUCACCCAGGUGUUUGCCAAUCAAAACCUGCGAAUUCAGGUCAACAACAUGGCCCAGGUGCUGCACGCCCAGUCGGCAGUCAUGGACGGGACGCCGGACAGUGCCCUCCGCCAGCUGCUGUCUCAGAAGCCCCUGGAGCCCCCGACACCGGUUAUUCCUUCCCGCUACCAGCAGGUGGCCCAGCCGCCUCACCCUGGCUUCACUGGUGGGCUGUCCAAACCAGCUCUUCAGGUUGGGCAGCACCCAGCCCAAGGGCACCUUUAUUAUGACUACCAGCAGCCACUGACUCAGAUGCCAGUGCAGGGGGCACAGCCACUGCAGGGCCCUCAGAUGCUGUCACAGCACAUGCAGCAGAUGCAGCAGCACCAGUAUUACCCGCAGCAGCAGCAGCAGCAAGCUGGGCAACAGCGCAUCUCCAUGCAAGAGAUACAGCAGCAGCAGCAGAUUCGCACAUCGGAGCCUCAGCAGCAGCCGCAGCAACAGCUGCAGCAGCGGCAGAGUGCAAUGCAGAUACCUCAGUAUUACCAGUCCCCUCCCAUGAUGCAGCACUUGCAAGAGCAGCCGCAGCCACAGCAAAUGCACCUGCAGCCCCCUUACCACAGGGACCCCCACCAGUAUCCCCCGGAGCAGGCUCAUGCAGUCCAGCUGAUUCAGCUGGGCUCCAUGCCCCAAUACUACUACCAGGAGCCCCAGCAGCCCUACAGUCACCCCCUCUACCAGCAGAGCCACCUGCCUCAGCACCAGCAGCGUGAGGACAGUCAGCCGAAGACGUAUCCCAGCGACAGGCAGGCCCAGGCCCUGCUGAGCUCCCAUGGGGACCUGGGGCCUACUGACAUAGGAAUUGGGGAGCCAACAAGCUCAGACCUGCACCGGGUCAGCAAUGCCCUCCCCCAUAGGCCGCUCCUGUCCCCCAGUGGGAUCCACCUCAACAGUAUGGGACCACAGCACCAGCAGCUGUCCCCCAGUGCCGUGUGGCCCCAGAUGCACCUACCUGAUGGCAGAGCCCAACCAGGGUCCCCUGAGUCAAGUGGCCAACCCAAAGGAGCGUUUGGAGAGCAGUUUGAUGCCAAGAACAAGCUCACGUGCUCCAUCUGCUUGAAGGAGUUCAAGAGCCUACCUGCCCUGAAUGGCCACAUGCGGUCCCAUGGCGGAAUGAGGGCCUCCCCCAGUCUCAAACAGGAGGAAGGAGAGAAGGCCCCGCCGCCUCAGCCCCAGCCUCAGCCCCAGCCUCAGCCUCAGCCUCAGCCUCAGCCUCAGCCUCAGCCUCAGCCUCAGCCCCAGCCUCAGCCUCCACUGCCGCCUCCGCCGCAGCCACAGCUCCCUCCCGAGGCAGAUAGCCUCUCGCCUAUGGUCAUGCCCGUGUCUGUCCCUGUCAAGCUUCUCCCGCCCAAGCCCAGCUCACAGGGGUUCGCCAACAGCGUCGCUGCUGCCCCCGCGGCCAGAGACAAGCCAGCCAGCUCGGUGUCGGACGACGAGAUGCCUGUGCUCGAAAUUCCCAGGAAGCACCAGCCGGGCGUGGCCAAAGCUGAGGAACCCCUCAAACCGGUGCAGGAGAAGAAGAAGUUCCGGCACCGGCCAGAGCCACUCUUCAUCCCGCCGCCGCCCUCCUACACCUUGAACCCCGCCACCUCCUACUCCGGCGCCACCUUGUACCAGAGCCAGCUGCGCUCCCCGCGCAUCCUGGGCGACCACCUGCUGCUGGACCCCACCCACGAGCUGCCCCCCUACACGCCCCCGCCCAUGCUGAGCCCCGUCCGCCAGGGCUCGGGGCUGUUCAGCAACGUGCUCAUCGGCCAUGGCCCCGGUGCCCACCCGCAGUUGCCCCUCACGCCCCUCACACCCACGCCGCGCGUGCUGCUCUGCCGCUCCAAUAGCAUCGAUGGCAGCAACAUGACAGUCACCCCAGGUCCUGGAGAACAGACCGUGGAUGUUGAACCGCGUAUCAACAUUGGCUUAAGAUUCCAAGCAGAGAUCCCAGAACUCCAGGAUGCCUCUGCCUUGGCCCAGGACACACACAAAGCCACGCUUGUAUGGAAGCCCUGGCCAGAGCUAGAAAACCAUGACUUCCAGCAAAGAGUGGAGAAUCUCCUGAAUUUAUGCUGUUCAAGUGCAUUGCCAGGUGGAGGGACCAAUUCUGAAUUUGCUUUGCACACUCUCUUCGAGGCCAAAGGGGACGUGAUGGCUGCUCUGGAAAUGCUGCUGCUUCGGAAGCCAGUCAGGUUAAAAUGCCAUCCUUUAGCAAAUUACCACUAUGCCGGUUCGGACAAAUGGACCUCUCUUGAAAAAAAACUGUUUAAUAAAGCACUAUCCACUUAUAGCAAAGACUUUAUUUUUAUACAGAAGAUGGUGAAGUCGAAGACAGUGGCACAGUGUGUGGAGUACUACUACACGUGGAAAAAAAUCAUGCGUUUGGGGCGGAAACAUCGGACACGCCUCACGGAGAUCAUAGAUGACUGUGUGACAAGUGAAGAAGAAGAAGAGGAGGAGCUAGAGGAGGAGGAGGAGGAUCUGGAAGAAGACAGGAAAUCCAUAAAAGAAGAGGAGAGUGAAGCCCCAAAGUCCCCGGAGCCUCCGCCGCCAGUCACAGUCGCUGCCCUGGCUCCCGCUGAAGGGCCGCCUGUCCAGGCCCUCGGCCAGCCCUCGGGCUCCUUCAUCUGUGAAAUGCCCAACUGUGGGGCCGUGUUCAGCUCUCGGCAGGCACUGAACGGCCAUGCCCGCAUCCACGGCGGCACCAACCAGGUGGCUAAAGCCCGGGCCGCUGUCCCCUCUGGGAAACAGAAGCCUGGUGGUGCCCAGAGCGGCUACUGCUCAGUGAAGAGCUCACCGUCCCACAGCACCACCAGCGGGGAGACAGACCCCACCACCAUCUUCCCCUGCAAGGAGUGUGGCAAGGUCUUCUUCAAAAUCAAAAGUCGCAAUGCACAUAUGAAGACCCACAGGCAGCAGGAGGAGCAGCAGAGGCAAAAGGCUCAGAAAGCAGCGUUUGCAGCAGAGAUGGCAGCCACCAUCGAGAGGACUACAGGGCCGGUCGGAGGGCCGGGACUGCUGCCCCUGGACCAGCUGAUCAAACCCAUCAAGGACGCGGACAUCCUCGACGACGACAUGGUCCAGCAGUUGGGCGGUGUCAUGGAGGAGGGCGAGGUGGUGGACACCGACCUCCUCUUGGACGACCAAGAUGCAGUUUUGCUUCAGGGUGACACAGAACUGUAA
Molecule: messenger RNA, 3645 nt
Organism: Elephantulus edwardii (Cape elephant shrew)
Lineage: Eukaryota; Metazoa; Chordata; Mammalia; Macroscelidea; Macroscelididae
Gene: TRERF1
Product: transcriptional regulating factor 1
Exons: 14
Coding region: 1-3645 (1214 amino acids)
Biological process (GO): regulation of transcription by RNA polymerase II; negative regulation of DNA-templated transcription
Cellular component (GO): transcription regulator complex; histone deacetylase complex
Molecular function (GO): transcription corepressor activity
Source: RefSeq, a predicted model, not a curated record